This is a messenger RNA of Crotalus tigris (Tiger rattlesnake), 1518 nucleotides long. Its product is annotated as vomeronasal type-2 receptor 26-like. The transcript is spliced from 4 exons. Gene Ontology annotation, cellular component: membrane. Lineage: Eukaryota; Metazoa; Chordata; Lepidosauria; Squamata; Viperidae. The record is from RefSeq and is a predicted model, not a curated record. Gene Ontology annotation, biological process: G protein-coupled receptor signaling pathway. The coding region runs from base 1 to 1518 and encodes 505 amino acids. Gene Ontology annotation, molecular function: G protein-coupled receptor activity.
AUGAAAAUGUUUUUUCUGAUAUUUUUGGUGCACAAAGUAGUUACUCUGAGAUGUCCUGCGAGUGAUGCUUUCAAUGUUCCACAUGAGUGGUAUCAGCAUGGUGACUUCAUCAUUGGUUUGAUGGCAUCUCACAUGGGUUACCACCUUUAUGAAAUUAAAUUUAGUGAAAACCCUUCUAUAAAACCUUAUGAAAUACCAACCAUAAUCACCAAAUUUCAUCAACACGUCCUUGCCUUGGCCUUUGCUGUGAAGGAGAUCACUGAGGACUUUCAUUCCUUACCUAACAUCACUCUCGGGUUCCACAUCUAUGACAGUUACCUCAAUGCAAGGAUGACCUAUCGCACCACUCUGGACCUCCUUUUCAAAUCCCAGGAAUUUGUUCCUAACUACAAGUGUGAUGGCCAGAAGAAUCUGGUGGCUUUUAUUGGGGGAUUGGAUUUUGUCACAUCAUCUCAUAUUGCUGAAAUUACAAGAUUCUUCAAGAUUCCACAAGUUCUUCCAUUUUCUCGAUGCAAUGACCCUUGUUUUCCCGGGGACUGGAAGAAAGGGAUUGAAGGGGAUCAGUUCUGCUGCUAUGAUUGUGUUCCAUGCCCAGAAGGGAAGAUUUCAAAUCAAAAUGAUAUGGAUGACUGUUUUGAAUGUCCAGAAGAUCAUUAUCCAAAUAAAGAAAAGAAUGGAUGUAUCCUGAAACGGGUGGUGUUUCUAACUAUUGAAGAACCCUUAGGAAUUGGUUUAGCGUCAUCAGCUCUUGGUUUCUUUUUCUUGGCAUCUUGGGUACUUGGAACUUUUAUUAAGCACAGGGACACUCCCAUUGUCAAAGCCAAUAACCAGUCCCUCACCUACACCCUGCUUGUUUCUCUUCUGCUCUGUUUUCUCUCUUCUUUGUUUUUCCUCAGCCAACCUGGUAAAGUGACCUGCCUUCUCCGACAAUCAACUUUUGGAACCACAUUCUCAGUGGCUAUUUCUAGUGUGCUAUCCAAAACCAUCAUUGUGGUUGUUGCUUUCAUGGCCACUAAACCAGGAUCUCACAUGAGAAGAUGGUUAGGGAAAAGAUUGGCUUUUUCUACUGUCCUUUUCUGCUCCUUUUUUGAAGUAUGUAUUUGUAUUCUUUGGUUGUCAACAUCUCCACCAUUUCCUGAGUUGGACAUGCAUUUACAGCUCCAAGAAAUUAUUUUACAAUGCAAUGAGGGGUCAGCUUUCUUCUUUUAUUGUGUAUUGGGCUAUAUGGGUGUCUUGGCCAUUGCCAGCUUUAUUGUAGCUUUUCUUGCCCGUAAAUUACCUGACAGCUUUAAUGAAGCCAAGUUCAUCACCUUCAGCAUGUUGGCCUUUUGCAGCGUGUGGAUCUCCUUCUUUCCAGCGUAUCUGAGUACAAAGGGAAAAGCCAUGGUAGCUGUGGAGGUCUUCUCCAUCUUGUCCUCCAGUGCUGCAUUACUGGGAUGCAUAUUCUUGCCAAAAUGCUACAUCAUUGUUUUCCGGCCUGAACUAAACCAAAGGGAGCAUCUCACAAAGAGAAAUUAG